Molecule: messenger RNA, 1512 nt
Organism: Mugil cephalus (flathead mullet)
Lineage: Eukaryota; Metazoa; Chordata; Actinopteri; Mugiliformes; Mugilidae
Gene: fahd2a
Product: fumarylacetoacetate hydrolase domain containing 2A
Exons: 8
Coding region: 164-1135 (323 amino acids)
Molecular function (GO): hydro-lyase activity
Source: RefSeq, a predicted model, not a curated record
AAGUAGUUUAAAGCAGGAGUUUUCCAGCAGAACCGGGGAGGUGAGUGUGUUGGCUGGAGACAGUGCAAAGGGCGAGUUUAUCAGUUGUGUGUGUUGCUUUGGCACAUUCUUCUUGAAUUGGCUCUUGAUCCAAGAUAAGCACAGCUUCGUGUCGAGCUUGCAGAUGAGACUUCCUCUUCAUCCACUUUGCAUCUUCAGGAGUUUAACCGCUCUGAGGCAAACGGCACAAACACAGAGGCGAGGUCUGAGCGGUGCAGCCAUGCGCCUGGUGCAGUUCCGUCGGCACGGUGACGCAGGAGGGGGGGCCGUCAGGGUGGGAGUGGAGCAAGGCGAUGGUCUGGGCGUGGUGGACCUGAAGGCGUUUGAGCCCUCCAUGCCAUCGACGAUGAGAGAGCUGCUGGAGCUGGGAGACGAGGGUCUGGAUUGUGCACGGAGAGCCUUGUCGUCCGGUCAGUGCGUGGUGACUCGAGCCGACAUCCAGCUGCUGGCCCCCGUUCUGGCCCCGGAGAAGGUGGUGUGUGUGGGGAUGAACUAUCGGGACCACUGCCUGGAGCAGAACGCCCCGAUCCCCAAAGAACCCAUCAUCUUCAGCAAGUUCCCCAGCGCCAUCACGGGGCCGUACGACGACAUCGCUCUGCCCUCCGAGAGCCAGGAAGUGGACUGGGAGGUGGAGCUGGCUUUUGUGAUCGGACGAAGAGGAAAACACAUCAAGGAGGAAGACGCUCUGUCCUACGUGGCCGGCUUCACCGUGGCCAACGACGUCAGCGCGCGCGACUGGCAGAUGCAGCGCAAUGGGAAGCAGUGGCUGCUCGGGAAGACGUUUGACAGCUUCUGUCCUCUCGGCCCAGCCUUAGUAACCACCGACGCUGUGAAAGAUCCUCACAACCUGGCCGUCCGCUGCCUGGUUAACGGAGACGCAGUCCAGAGCAGCAACACCGAUCAGAUGAUCUUCAAGACGGAAGCGCUGGUCGCGUGGGUCUCUAAGUUCGUGACAUUAAGUCCAGGAGAUGUGUUCCUGACGGGAACUCCUCCAGGCGUGGGGGUUUUCAGAAAGCCACCUGUGUUUCUCAAGAAAGGAGACGUGGUGGAGUGCCAGAUAGAGCAGCUAGGCUCUAUAAUCAACAGAGUCGUCUAAACCCUGAGACGACAACCCAUGAAGGAAAGCCGCCUGUUAAAUUAAAAAACGUUCCUGAUCGGUUGCUCCUCAUAAUGAGAAACAUCUCACAAAAAACAAAAAUAAAAUGUGCAGAACCGACAAGAAAUACGUAAGAAAUGUACAUUUCCUGAUGAGUGUUUUACUCAUGACAUUUCAGUAAUUGUCGGGAAGGAAAAUGUUGUGUUUUUACUAUGUGAAACUGUGUAAUUAUGUGACUCAACCUCAUUUAUCCAGUCAAGUCAUUGCCAGGUUUAAAAAUAAAUAGAACCACCCACACUUUACAUGCAGUAUAUGUUAAACUGAACCUCCAGAUUUGUGUUAAUGCGCAAAAAUAAAAACAAUUUCUAAUUAUCUAA